Molecule: messenger RNA, 1692 nt
Organism: Meriones unguiculatus (Mongolian gerbil)
Lineage: Eukaryota; Metazoa; Chordata; Mammalia; Rodentia; Muridae
Gene: Tmem238l
Product: transmembrane protein 238 like
Exons: 3
Coding region: 266-505 (79 amino acids)
Source: RefSeq, a predicted model, not a curated record
AUCCCAGCGAUGCCCAGUCCAGCAAACAGUGAUGUCACACUGUUUGGGUUGGGAUCAUUCCUGAACCGUGAAACAGUUAAGAAAUAUCCUGCCCCACUGGCUGCCAGGCUCAUAAAGGUGGACCCACGUGUACUUCCUUCUUGUUCCAAGACGCACCAGCUCAUGCAUUUGCUCACACCCAGAGGGAGAGACAGCACAGGACUGCCACCUCCCAUGCAAAUCACCCCCAGGAGCGCAGCCGGGCUCCUCCCGCUGCUCCUGGGCAAUGCUCCUGGGCAGACCUUGUACAAGAUGCCAUCUCGGGCGCUGUUUAUUUUUACUCAUUGUGGCUCUUUUAAUGGACGCUGUGGGGCUGGUCCUUUUGCUGGUAGGGAUCUUUGUCACGCUAAACUACUGGGACUUCUUGAUCUACACAGGGGCUCUGAUCCUGGCUCUGAGCCUGCUGUUCUGGCUUGCCUGGUAUUCCUUAAAUAUCGAGGUACCUCUUGAGAAGUUGGACUUUUAGUGUGGCCAUGGACGAGAGGGAUGCAGAUGGCAUAUGCAGCGGUGAACCCAAGGACCCCCUGGACAUGAAGCGCACACCCAGAAUGCCCCACUGGAACCAGGUGGGAUGGAGUCUGCUUCCCUCAGCAGUGCCUCUGCCCUGCUCCUCACAAAGACUAACACAUCCAACACAUGUGUCCAGACAAGCCUCAGAGGUCUUGAAGUCUCAGGACUGGCUUUGAGUUUUCAUUGACUGAGUCAGGUGUCACAGUCUGCAUGAGUCUGUCUGACACAGAAGAAUCAAAUCAAGUUGUGCUAUCUUUACAGUACAUCCUCUGACAGUAUCCAAAAGGGACCCAGAUGCUGCUGAUGAAGCUCUUUCAUCACCCACAAAGAAAGUCACAAAUGACUGUGAAUACCAAGGCUCUAUCUGGAGCCCAAGCAUCCCUGUACCAAACUGCUGCUGCUGCUGCUGCUGCCAACAUUCCAGAUGUUUGUGGGGGACUGAGAAGCCAUGAAGCUCCACCAGCAGGGCUUAGAUACCAAGAAAACCUCUAGUCAAAGCCCUUUCAAAGAACUGCCAGUUGAAAUCCAGUACAGACGCCCAACUGAGGUCUCAUAUGAGCAUACAUCAUACAGUGUAUGCUCAUGUCCCCUUGACAUUCACUCACUAGACUCUGAGCCCCUGCUUUCUCUUCAUCACACCACCCAGGGGAUACACAGAAGCAGAUUCCCAUAUGGAGACCGCAACGUGAAUGUACAGCCAGCAGUGCGUGCAUGGGGACGCUCCUUACUGAGGACAUGCUGGCACUGUUCACGCAGGCCCACCUAGGGGCAGAGCCAGGCCAUGAGGGCCGCUCAUACGGAGCUCCAGGUUAACUGAAACCUUUAGGCAUUUUUUUGACAAGUGCUCUAGGCCUCUGCUGUGCUGUCUGUGUGUUGUUCAUGACUUCAAGGACAACACUGUAUUUCUAGCCUAAACUGUUUGCAGUCCAGUACGGCCCGACUCCAGUCUCUACUGAAGACCGCCUUUCCAGGGCUUUGUCAUCCAAGCUGACCUGCCCCCACUAAUUUAUAUUUCCUUUGGUCUGAUUUUGCACUUUGUAUUUAUAUUAUGCCCUUAAUGUACAUGUUUCCUUUAAGAUGUCUCAUAUCCUUCACGGUACGAGGCUGUUGCCUAAAUAAAGCAAUGGCUAUGUUGUUAUAUGA